GUAGACCUAGCUCCUCUCAAGGGAGUUGCAGAACUCCUUGCGCCCAUGCAAGAAUGUUCCAAAGCAGGCUUCUGGCAUGAUCAUCAAGCUCAGAGAAGCAGUCCACCACCUCAACAUUCUCAGCUUUGCUUUGCGCUCAAUUCAUAAAACAGAUCGAGAACUUGGCAUCACAUCCCCACUCUGUCGGUAGCUCAUUAUUUCCUGUUGACAACGAGCGAGAAUGUUGAGGUCUACCUGUCGCUCCUUGGCGCCUUGCGUCCUACAGCGGCUAGAAUGUGGCCGACACAGAUGGAGAAACCUGGCGAUUAUUUCCAACCGCGGAUUUGUGGAAGCAGCCAGCCAUCACCCUCUUCUUGCUGAUCAUCGUCAGAGGCUCGUGGGACCAUCUGUGGGCCCAGCUGUGGGACCUGCUGUGGAACCAGCUGUGGAACCAGCUGGUUCUAUCUCAGAAAUGCUGCGUCAGAGAUUUGCGGAAGUGCCACCUGUGGAGCGAGAUGGUUCUCUCUCAGAACCGCUGUCAGAAGUACUACCGCUCCGACAAUCACACCAUACUUUCCCUCAUGUACAGCAUCCAUUGAAACCGAAAACCAACCCAUUCAACCUUAGAUUGAUAGAUAGGUAUGAGGGGCCCCGCAGGAGGCACUUCUGCGGCUGGAUCUCUUCCUUCAAUCCUCCACAGCUCGGGGAGGGGGAUUCUGUGCAAUCCCUCUGUUUGCCAUCUGAGUUUGGUCACGUAUGUCGUCCAACGUGUGUUUCACGUUCACUGGGGCUUGAUUGGUGUGCAGAUUCUCGAUGCCGAUGCUCGUUUCCUGUUUCCCGGCAUUGCAACCAGCUUGGCAGCAUUCCUUCUUAUCAUUGCGUUACACAUGUUCGCAGCAGGGAGUUCUCCAGCAGGUCUACAGAAACCACUGGAGUUCGAAAGGAAGAGAUCAUAAGGGAUGCAAGCUUUGCUAGAUUAGAUGCGGACGACCUUGAAUUCUUUACGCGCACCAUUGGCAGUGCAGGUGUGAUUACGGAUAAAGCUGUUCUCGAUUUGGCAAACACGGACUGGAUGCGAAGGUACAAGGGGUCCGGGCAAGUCGUCCUCAGACCAAGGACCACUGACGAGGUAUCGAUGAUUCUGAAACACUGCCAUGCAAGACGAUUGCCGGUUGUUCCGCAAGGAGGGAACACGGGAAUGGUUGGGGGAAGCGUGCCCGUCUUCGACGAGGUUAUUCUGAACUUGGGUUCCAUGGACAGAGUUCUUUCGUUUGAUGAGGUGGGCGGUAUUCUGACUUGUGAGGCAGGGUGCACUUUAGGGGAUGUUGACGCCUUCUUGGAAGAGAAAGGGCACACAAUGCCAUGGGAUUUCGGAUCAAGGAAGACUUGUCAGAUUGGAGGGAACGUCUCCACAAACGCGGGAGGCAUCCACUUUCUGCGUUAUGGAUCGCUUCGUGCUUUGGUUCUGGGACUAGAAGUGGUUCUUGCUGAUGGAACAGUCUUGGACAUGAUGUCUGAAGUCAGAAAGGACAACACAGGGUACGACGUCAAGCAGUUGUUCAUCGGUGCAGAGGGAACCUUAGGUGUGAUUACGAAAGCGGCAAUUUUGGCGGCUCGCCGACCUUCUUCCGUCCAUGUGGCCUUCCUUGCGUGCAACUCGUUUGAAGAUGUGAAGCGGACAUUCUCGGCCGCUCGUAAGGAAUUGGGAGAAAUCUUGUCAGCCUACGAAGUCCUGGAUAGACAGUCGAUUGAUUUGGUUCUAAAGCACAUAGAGGACACAAGUGACCCCCUCCCGGACUCCCGGCAGCCAUUCUAUAUCUUGAUAGAAACAUCGGGGAGCAAUAAAGAGCACGACAGAUCAAAGAUGAAAGCGUUUGUUGAUAAUUCCAAGAGGUCCGGUUUGUUCGUGGAUGGGCUGCUUGCACAGGACGAAGAGCAAAUGGCGGCACUAUGGCACAUACGCAAGGGAGUAGGUCAUGCCCUGCAACGUGCGGGUGCUCACUAUAAGUACGAUUUGUCGAUCCCGAUGAUACACUUUUACGAACUAGUUGACGAAAUGCGCGCUCGGCUGAAAGGAGAGGCUGAUGUGAUAGGCUUCGGCCACUUGGGUGAUGGUAACUUGCAUCUGAAUUUUGUGGUGCCGAAGUAUGAUGAGAGGGUUGUUUCAAAGAUCGAACCCUAUGUUUUUGAGUGGAUCGCAGCAAGGAGAGGGAGCGUAAGUGCCGAACAUGGUCUUGGCCGAAUGAAGGCAGAUGCAAUCACGUAUAGCAAACCGGAGAAUGUAGUGAAGCUCAUGGGAAGUGUGAAGACGCUUUUUGACCCCAAAGGGAUACUAAAUCCAUAUAAGGUCCUUCCAAAGUGGGCAAGGAAUGACACCUAACUUCAAUCCUGCUUCUGAUUGGAUUGGUUGGGAACAUCAAGCUUGCUUCUGAUUGGUUGGGGACAUCAAGCUUGCUUCUGAUUGGUUGGGGACAUCAAGCUUGCUUCUGAUUGGUUGGGGACAUCAAGNUCUGAUUGGUUGGGGACAUCAAGCUUGCUUCUGAUUGGUUGGGGACAUCAAGCUUGCUUCUGAUUGGUUGGGGACAUCAAGCUUGCUUCUGAUUGAUUGGGCGCACCAGACGGGUCUCCAGCUGCAUCUUGACAAGGGCAUCCCGGGCAUCAGACGGCUAUGGCAUCCAGGAU
Molecule: messenger RNA, 2661 nt
Organism: Chara braunii
Lineage: Eukaryota; Viridiplantae; Streptophyta; Charophyceae; Charales; Characeae
Source: the annotation of a GenBank genome assembly